CCAACUUUCGUCAAGGAACUCGGGAAAAGUGUUUUUGAUUCGAGAGAGGAGUUGAGUUUUGGACACUGUUUUCUAUUAUAAUCGGACGUAAAUAAAAUACUACAUCGACAGUUGUAUUCUGUAAAAAUGGUCGGGGUAAAAGUAAUCGGGAAUGAUUCAGAAUUUCAACCUGAGUUAACAGCCGCCGGUUCGAGACUUGCCGUAGUGAAGUUCACAAUGGCAGGGUGUCGACCCUGUGUCAGAAUAUCCCCCGCUGUCAACAUGUUGAGUAACAAGUACCCACACGUGGUUUUCCUUGAAGUCGAUGUACACGUCUGUCAGGCAACGGCUGCCGCCAACAACAUCUCUGCCACGCCAACGUUUUUGUUUUUCCGUAACAAAGUGCGCGUCGACCUGUAUCAGGGCGCAGAUGCCUCAGGACUAGAGGAGAAGAUCAAGCAGCAUGUAGAAAACGACCCUGGAAGCAACGAGGACUCAGACAUUCCCAGGGGAUAUAUGGACCUGAUGCCGUUUGUGAACAAAGCCGGCUGCGAGUGCCUAAACGAGAGCGACGAGAGCGGCUUUGACAACUGCUUAGUCAAGGACACCACCUACCUGGAGUCCGACUGCGAUGAGCAGCUCCUCGUUACGAUGGCCUUUAACCAACCUGUCAAGCUGUACUCCAUGAAGCUGCAGACCUCUGACUUCGCCCAGGCACCAAAGUGUGUGAAGAUCUUCAUUAACCUUCCUCGCUCCAUGGACUUUGACGAUGCUGAGCGGAGCGAGGCCACCCAGACCCUGGACCUGGCCGAGGAGGACUUCAAGGACGACGGGUUGAUUCCGCUGAGAUACGUGAAGUUCCAGAACGUUCAGAGCGUCACGAUGUUUGUGAAGAACAAUCAGGGGGAUGAAGAGACGACUAAAAUCAAUUACCUUACUUUUAUUGGGACCCCUGUACAAGCAACAAACAUGAAUGACUUCAAACGGGUAAGAUCUGGCAUUUCUACCAACAGAGUAUCAGAGUAUUGUGUCUAAG
Messenger RNA from Oncorhynchus keta (chum salmon), 1015 nucleotides. Its product is annotated as thioredoxin-like protein 1. Bases 127 to 1014 code for a protein of 295 amino acids. The record is from RefSeq and is a predicted model, not a curated record. NCBI's taxonomy places the organism in Eukaryota, Metazoa, Chordata, Actinopteri, Salmoniformes, Salmonidae. The transcript has 7 exons.